Molecule: messenger RNA, 467 nt
Organism: Cylicocyclus nassatus
Lineage: Eukaryota; Metazoa; Nematoda; Chromadorea; Rhabditida; Strongylidae
Source: the annotation of a GenBank genome assembly
GGGUUAUCAACUAUUCAACUCCUUUUGCUGUCACAGUUUGCCUGAUAAGGUUGCCGGUGCUUCGGCUGCUGUCUUGUGCGGGAAGCUCUUGCCUUACCUUUACACAUUCGCUCAAAAUGUCUUUUUGUGGUUUUUCGGCUGAUUGGUCAAUCGAAAAAUGAUGAACACAUGCAUCCUUUCGUAGGCGAUAACUUUUUGACUUUCUAUGCAUCAUGGAGUGCCUUGAUUCUACUAUUUACCUUCUUGGUUUCUGUUUCGAGUAUAUUAGCGUUGAUUGUGUAAUUUGCUCAAAAACUAUUUUUGUAGAUUUUCAAAUUUUCCGGAUUUACAGAGUUCAUGGACUAAUAGAUCAAGCAUAUGGCCACAGUUCAGAAGUUCCUCUGCUAACAACGAUUUCGUUCAGUUCCUUCGCUUUGAAUUAUCUAUUCUCGCUUUUUAAGCACUUUGUUAUUGAAAUAAAGAAGUGG